This is a messenger RNA of Thlaspi arvense, 3402 nucleotides long. The record is from the annotation of a GenBank genome assembly. Lineage: Eukaryota; Viridiplantae; Streptophyta; Magnoliopsida; Brassicales; Brassicaceae.
GUUUGUUUAAACCGAUAAACACAAGUAGAUUCUGGAAAUCAAAGUCUGGUUCAGGAUAAUCCAUCCAUUUCGACAGAACAAUAACAUCAAAGAACGUAUAUGUCUUUUCUGCCAAGCAGUUCAUAAACCCUCUUUGCCUAUUUCUCUCUCCAGUCUCCAUCAUUUAAAAAACCCAAACUUUAUCUUCCCCUUGCAAUCAGAAACCCUAAUUCACUUCUUAUCUUGUUUUUUUUUUUUUUCCUUCCUUCCCCAUUUGAUUCGAUUUCGCAAGAAAAAAACAAAAAAAUUGACAUUUUCAGCUUCUUCAGAUCUUCGAUUCGCCAUUUUCUGAAUAUUAUGCGUGAUCCCUUCUGUUCGUAGUGAUUUAUUAAUGACGAUGAUCUUCUCCAAGCUUGGCCGUUCCAUCACUCGUUCUAAGGGGUUUCUGUACGGUGGUGGUGUGAGAUCGGCGAGGCUGCUUGCUCCGCCGGCUAUUGAGGCGGCGUCCGUUAAUCAAGUUGAAGGUGGAUUAGGGUUUCUGAGACGGCACUUUGCUUCGUUAACUGCUCGAAAGGGAUUUAUCAGCAGUGAUUUAACCGGUGUUUUCGCUAAUCCGAGACUUCGUCGAUUCUUCUCCGACGAAGCCCCGAAGAAGAAGAAUUAUGAGAACUACGUUCCUAAAGACACAAAGCAAGAACCCAAGAGUGACCAGAAAUCAGAGUCUAAAGCAUCGUAUGAUGUCUCGUGUGUGAGAAAGCCUUUUGAGAUUAGUUUCCAAGAGUUCAAAAACAAGCUUCUCGAGCCUGGUCUUGUUGACCACAUUGACGUCUUAAACAAAUCCGUGGCCAAAGUCUACGUGAGGAGCACACCGAAACCUCAAGACGUCGUUGACCACGGCAACGGUACCGGAAUCUCGUCCCCUGCCAAAAAAGCCGGUGGUCAGUACAAGUACUACUUCAACAUCGGUAGUGUCGACUCUUUCGAGGAGAAGCUCGAAGAAGCUCAAGAAGCGUUAGGCGUUGAUCCCCACGAGUUUGUUCCCGUCACAUACGUCUCUGAGAUGGUCUGGUACCAAGAGCUCCUGAGGUUUGCGCCCACGAUGCUUCUCUUGGCUACUCUUCUCUAUGGCGCGAGACGGAUGCAAGGCGGUUUGGGUGUAGGAGGAACCGGCGGGAAAAAUGGCCGUGGGAUCUUCAAUAUAGGCAAAGCCACAAUCACAAGAGCCGAUAAACACUCCAAGAACAAGACCCUCUUGGCGAAAGCCACCGCGGGAGAAUCCGGUGUGCCGUUUCUGUCGAUCUCCGGUUCAGAUUUCAUGGAGAUGUUCGUUGGUGUUGGACCGUCGAGGGUGAGACAUUUGUUCCAGGAGGCUAGACAAUCUGCGCCGUCUAUUAUCUUCAUAGACGAGAUCGACGCGAUCGGACGGGCGAGAGGACGCGGUGGUUUAGGCGGCAACGACGAGCGCGAGAGCACUCUGAAUCAGUUGUUGGUUGAAAUGGACGGGUUUGGUACAACCGCGGGUGUCGUGGUUCUCGCCGGUACGAACAGACCGGAUAUUUUGGAUAAAGCUCUGUUACGGCCUGGCCGGUUUGAUCGACAGAUAACCAUUGAUAAACCGGAUAUCAAAGGCCGUGAUCAGAUUUUCAGGAUUUACCUGAAGAAGAUCAAACUCGACCACGAGCCGUCGUAUUUCUCUCAGAGACUCGCUGCUCUCACUCCCGGAUUCGCCGGAGCUGAUAUCGCGAAUGUCUGUAACGAGGCGGCUCUUAUCGCCGCGAGACACGAAGGAGCUACGGUGACAAUGGCGCAUUUCGAAUCUGCGAUCGAUCGUGUUAUUGGUGGUCUUGAGAAGAAAAACAGAGUGAUUAGCAAAUUGGAGCGUCGUACAGUCGCGUAUCACGAGUCUGGUCACGCGGUUGCUGGGUGGUUCCUUGAACACGCCGAGCCGUUGCUGAAGGUGACCAUCGUGCCACGUGGCACGGCGGCGCUAGGGUUUGCUCAGUACGUUCCGAACGAAAACCUUCUGAUGACGAAAGAGCAGCUCUUCGACAUGACCUGUAUGACCCUAGGUGGCCGUGCAGCCGAGCAGGUAUUGAUAGGGAGAAUCUCGACGGGUGCUCAGAACGAUCUUGAGAAAGUGACGAAGAUGACUUACGCGCAAGUCGCUGUCUACGGUUUCAGCGAUAAAGUUGGACUGCUCUCGUUCCCGCCUAGGGACGAUGGGUACGACUUCUCUAAACCGUAUAGCAACAAAACCGGAGCGAUUAUAGACCAGGAGGUUAGGGAUUGGGUGAGCAAAGCUUAUGAGAAGACAGUGGAGCUGAUUACUGAACACAAAGAGCAAGUGGCUCAGAUCGCUGAGCUUUUGCUGGAGAAGGAAGUGUUGCAUCAGGAGGAUCUUUUGAAAGUUUUGGGUGAACGUCCGUUUAAAUCGGCGGAGAUGACUAAUUAUGACCGGUUCAAGUCUGGGUGGGAAGAGAGUGAGAAGGAGUCUGCCACGUCGACGGUUACGCCUCCUGUGGUGGAUGAAGGAGCUCCUCCGCCGCUUGAACCUCAGGUGGUUCCGAUUUAAGGGGAGAGUGCGGCGGCUUCAUUGUCAAAUUGUAAAUCUAAAUUAAAGAAUGCCAGAACAAUUACGAAAAAUGAAAACAAAAAACACUGUUUUGUUUGACAAUGUUUUUAGUGAUGAGAAACUUGUUAGCAAUGAAUAAUUUUGUUUUCUAAAUUAUUUCUUCUAAUAAGAUUUUUUUUAAGUAAAUUGUUUCCUUCUGUUUGUGUGUUUUGUAAUAAAUGACUGAUGAUGAUAUUGUUAUUUUUACAAAACAUCAGAAUUUUACUCUGAAAUACGUGUUCUAAUGAUCCCAAGUCCCAAUCAAAAGCUGUGUAGCUUAAUUGAAAAAAAAAUUAGAACUGUAGUCGAAAUAUCUGAAUUUUGUUCAAAUGUAUCAGAUAAGGAAGAUAUAAACAACCAAAAACGAUGUUCCUUGGGGAAGCCAGAACUCAUCUCAAUGGUGAGAUAAUAUAUGAAUGAAUGCUUAAAACGAAUAAAUUUUACUUAAGCAGGUGAUUUAAAUUUUAAACUCUGCUUUUUCUGCUUAACCCUUGAGUGAGUACUUCUUCCCAGUGAACACUUGAAACUUAGAUUCAUCUGCUUUUGUAGAACUCUGUUGCUCGAUGUUCUUUGGAUCAACCUUUACAUUUUCUUUCGCAGUUGUUUUGCUGUUUGAACCAAAGACAAGCUUCCCUGUCUUUUGUCGUGGCGUGUUGCUUGACAACUUCUCAUCGUCUUUGCCAUUCUCACUUGGCUUUUCUUCUUCUUCAGUUGAUAUUGUCUGUGUUUUUCCAUCCAAACGUUUUCCCGAUCCAGUAAACGGUGUGAAUUUAGGAACUUUGCUUAUUGGUUCCUCUUCCUCAACUGCAAGA